UGCACGUCGGGCCAGUAAUAUAACGUGCGUCGCACACAACGGUUGUGUUUGUUAAAACUUACGGUAGGAAUACGAACGAAAAACAAAAACGGGAAAAACAGGGUGUACCAUAAUAUAACCAAAUAGCAAAAAAGAAUUAAUAGAAAAUCAACCAAAAGAAAAGAAAUUCGUUUCAAAAAAUAUAAGUGACCUUGUGCUUCGAAACUUCCGAAAUUGAAAGCAUCUCAUAAAGAAAUUACUUUCGAUUAAUUAUAAAAUUUAAUAAAAAUCUUUAAAGUUUAUUAAUUCAAAAUGGUGGAAACCGUGAUUACCGUUGAACGCACCCAAACCACACAAACCGCUGCUCCCAGUGGUGGCGGCUUAAGCGCUUUAAGGAUUAACAUUGGAUAUUUCCAAACUGUUCCAGGCAUUAUAAAAUUAGUGCAAUUUUUCCUGGGCAUUAUUUGCAUGGCCUGCGCGUCACCUGCCUACAUUUCAGCCACAGCCUUCUUCCUCUUCGUUGCUGUUGUCUCAUUUAUUGCUACCUUAUUAUGGAUCUUUGCCUAUUUCUUGGGCAUUAGAGAAGCUUUGAAUGUUGCCAUCAAUUGGGUAUUUACGGAAUUCCUUAAUACUGGCAUUGCUACAAUUUUGUACUUCAUUGCCUUCAUUGUGCAAUUGGCCAAGUGGUCGGCAUACCACUCCUCGAGCUAUGGUUAUGGUUCCAAUAUUGCGGCCGGUGUUUUUGGUCUAUUCAACUUUUUGGCCUAUGCUGCCGGCACAUAUUUCCUGUACUUGGAACACAAGAGUGGCGCCACAAUUUAAGAUACAGAACAAAGCCCAAGCCAAAAGCCAACAUUUCGAAAUUUCUGCCAUACAACUAAGAAAAAUGUUAGACAAAGCUUAAAAAAUAAAAAAAAAAAACAAAACGAAAAUAAAUUAAAAUGAAAAACGAGAACAGCAGCAGCAACAGUUUAACUAAACAAAUUUAACAUACGAGUAAAUACGCAUGCGCGCUCUCCUUUUUUACACCACGGAGCGGAAACACCAAAACGCCCGCAUACAAAUGUGGCCCACAGUCAUUGUCUAGAUGCAGUUUAACUUUUCAGAAAAUCAAAAUCAAAACAAGCCCACACGAAACCAAGAACAAAAUUUUGCAAUUGAAAAACAGCGUUUAUUAAAAACAAACACACUUAAGUUCAAAUGAAAUAUUCGAGUCCCCACACCCCAUACCCCUACCAGCAACAUCUAACAUUGUUAAACUUUUUUUGAAUUAUUUGUUGACUCAAGAUAAAAGAAAACAAAAACAAUAGUUUUAAUUAUAGUAAGUUUUAAGUUUAUAAAUGUACGUAUAAAAAAAUAUACAAAGAAAAAGAAAUAAAUAAAUUUUUUACCAAACAAAAACA
Molecule: messenger RNA, 1382 nt
Organism: Stomoxys calcitrans (stable fly)
Lineage: Eukaryota; Metazoa; Arthropoda; Insecta; Diptera; Muscidae
Product: CKLF-like MARVEL transmembrane domain-containing protein 4
Exons: 3
Coding region: 292-801 (169 amino acids)
Cellular component (GO): membrane
Source: RefSeq, a predicted model, not a curated record